Trifolium pratense (red clover) is the source of this 3175-nucleotide messenger RNA. RefSeq lists its product as uncharacterized. NCBI's taxonomy places the organism in Eukaryota, Viridiplantae, Streptophyta, Magnoliopsida, Fabales, Fabaceae. Bases 1302 to 2864 code for a protein of 520 amino acids. The record is from RefSeq and is a predicted model, not a curated record. The transcript is spliced from 4 exons.
AUGGCACUGGAACACCAAAGCGAGAGAGGGAUCGUAAUUAUUGUGAUCUUUAUCGAACAAUAGAAGUAACGGUUAAGGGAGGAGUGAUUUCUAAGUCAAAGGGAUCAAUUUAUAAUGCAAAAACCUUGAUUGCACUUGACCCUAGACUCUUCAACAGUUCAGAAGAAGGUGUUGUGGGAUUCAUGAAGAGAACAACAUUUUAUGGUGUAGGAGAUAAUCUAGAAGUGAAACCACUUUCUGCUAAUUUUUGCCUUUCAUAUCUGAAAGAAUUAAGCCUUCCUAUUGAUGAUCUUGAAGUGAAGGUGAUACCCAUCGGUGAAACUGAGGCUUUGAGGUUCCUUGGAGCAUUCUUGACAUCAAAAUUUACCUUGACCAAUGGACUGCAAGACUUUUUGAAUGUGACUGAACAAGAAUCAACUAUUUUGAAAGUCCCUAAACAAGAAUCUUAGUUUGAAAAAUAGCUAGAAAUGUUGCAGUUUCAGCUUGUGUUUCAACAAUAGCUAGAAAUCUUGUUUUGUGGUUUUCCUUUCUGUUUCUACUACUCAAUUGGAUUGUGGUUUUUCUAUUUAAUUAAUUUUAUGAACUGGAUUCAAGAAAUUCUUAACUUGAUUGUGGUUUUUAUAAUGUUCUGUUAUACUAUUGUUAUUAGUAUUCAACAUUUCACUAUUAUUUUCUUUUGCAUUUUCCAGGUUAAAGAAAGAACUAUUCUUAUAUGCUCACAUGAUCAAAUAUAAUUUUUUGGUCACACUCAUAAAAUUUGAAUUUUUUAUUCUAUUCAUUUAAUUAUUUCAUAAAUAAUCAACAAUUAUGUGAGUGUGACUAUAUGAUCACGUGACCAUCAAAGUCUUACUCUCAAAGAAAACCUCUAUAAUGUUAGCAACAAAAAUUAACCCUCCACCACUAUAACUUCUUUUGCAUCGGUUUGAUUCACUUUAUUCUCAUCUUGCUCGAUCAUAACCAUUGAACAAAAGCACAAUGGAAUCAAUGCCCAUUGUGGCACUGCCUUUUCUUAAAGUAGGAAUCACACUUUAAGGUGUGUUUAUUUUCUUUAAUAAAAUUUUAUAUUCCUUUUCUUAAAGUACAGUACGAGCCUCUCCUUGUUUGCCACGUGCCAUACUGUUUUCAUUGUUUACUCACUCAGCUCCACCUUUCCUCAAUAUACAAUCAAUCAACCCAACCCAAAAAUUUUGAGAGACAUAUCAAAGAACAUGCCUCAUAUAUAGUAAAUCAGAGUCAUCCAAUAUUUCUAUGCUUUUCAAUUCUAAGGUUUUUUUUUUGGUUGAGUCCUACAACGUGCUCCCAUGGCUUCUGAAAAACAACAACAACAAGAUGAUGAUAAAAGAACAAUUCCCCUGAAAAUCUUAGUGGACAAACAAAGAAACAAAGUUAUAUUUGUGGAAUCAACAAAGGAAUUUGUUGACACUCUCUUCAGCUUCCUAUCUCUUCCACUUGGCACCAUCGUUCGUCUUCUAUCCACCAAAAACAAUAACAAUGACAAACAAUCAUCAGAUUCAUUCCCAUUUCUUGACAGCAUCCAAAACCUCUACCAAAGUGUCCAAAACCUCAACUCAGACCAUAUUUGGAACAACCCUGUCUGCAAACAAAUGUUGUUGCAUCCUAAGAAUCCAUGUGAAUCACUGUGCAUGAAGUUGUUCUUGAAUAUUGAUGAUACCGAACCAUCAAAUAAGAUUUUUGUGUGUGAUUCUUGUAAGAAGUUCACUACUUUUCAAAAUCUUAAUUGUACGUGUGGAAAACCAACUAGACAACCUCAGAAUUUGGAUUCUGAGGGUGAUCAGGAGAGUAGUACUAGUGUGGAAAGUGGGGUGUUUGUCAGAGAUGAUGGAUUAAUGUUUAUGGUGUUUGAUGAUUUAAAGAUUGUACCAAGUUCCUUGGUGACUUCCAUGCAGCUGUUGAUAGAACUGGGGUAUCCAGACUUGACUCAACUGGAGGAAAUCAGACGCAACAUUGGAAAGCAGGAGAUAUUGAACCUCCUCAAGUAUACCUUAACCUCUCAUGAACCUCUCACAAAUACACUUUUGGCAAGUAGCUCCAAGAAUAAAGACAACCCACCUAACCAAUCUGCAUCAACUUUUAAAGCAUCACCUUGCACUAGUACCACUAGUAAAAUGGAUAUUAAGGUAGUGCAAAGUAAAUCUAAGGAAAAAAUAAUCAUUGCAGAAGCUAAUGGAGAUUUUGUUAAUUUCAUAUUUAGCUUCCUUACUAUGCCAUUAGGGUCCAUUGUAAAUCUUUUUGAUGGUAACUCUCUUACUGGAUGCGUUGGUAAUUUGUACAAGAGUGUGGAGAAAUUGGAUUCUUCAUUGUGUACCGACUCACACUCUGUGUUACUAAAUCCUGGUAUAGCACCACAGUUUGGCUGUCCAAACCAGCCUCUCAACAUUCCUCAUGUAGAAGACCCUACUUAUUAUUAUGGUACAGAGAGGUUAUCUUUAAAUGAUGGUUUUUUUUAUAUUAUAAAAGAAAAGAUAGAGGGAGGAGUGAUUUCUAAGACAGAGGGAUCAAUUUAUGAUGCAAAACUCUUGACUGCACUGGAUCCUAAAUCCCCCAACAGGUUAAAAGAAGGUGUUGUGGGAUUUGUGAAGAGAGCAACAUUAUUUAGUGUUGGAGAUGAUCUAAAAGUAAAACCACUUUCUGCUAAUUCCUGCUUUUCAUAUUUGAAAGAGUUACGCCUUUCCCUUGACGACAUUGAAGUGAAGGUGAUAAGCAUUGGUGAAGCUGAGGCUUUGAGCCUGCUUGCAGCUUCAUUGACAUCAAAAUUUACCUUGACUGAUGUACUCGGAGACCAGUUGAAUGUGCCUAACCAAGAAUCAACUUCUUUGAAAGUUCCUAAACAAGAACCAACUUGACAUCAAAGUAAACACAAAGUAGUUGGUUAAUUUGAAGAUCUUUCAAAAGGAGUUUUCAUUAUCAAUCAGUUGCAGUUUCAGUUUAUGCUUCCGACAAUAGUUAGAAGAUCUUGAACCUUGGGUUUUUUUUAAUAUCUGUAGUUUGUACUUUUGCUUUCUGUUUCUACUACUUAAUUGGAUUGCUGUUUUUUCUAUUUUGUUUUGUGAACUUGUGUUGUGAAAUUCUUAAUUGAAUUGUAGUUUUUCUAUUCCAUGGAUUCUUAUAUAUAUAUAUAUAUAUGUGUGUUUUUCCUAUUCCAUGGAUUCUACUA